This is a messenger RNA of Zalophus californianus (California sea lion), 192 nucleotides long. Its product is annotated as cytochrome c oxidase subunit 7C, mitochondrial-like. The record is from RefSeq and is a predicted model, not a curated record. Lineage: Eukaryota; Metazoa; Chordata; Mammalia; Carnivora; Otariidae. The transcript has a single exon. Gene Ontology annotation, biological process: mitochondrial electron transport, cytochrome c to oxygen. Bases 1 to 192 code for a protein of 63 amino acids.
AUGUUGGGACAGAGCAUCCUGAGGGUCACAACCUCUGUGCUCUGUAGGAACCACUAUGAGGAGGGCCCAGGGAAGAAUAGGUCAUUUCCAGUGCAACACAAGUGGUGGUUACUAAUUACGGUGACUGUGUACUUUGGAUCUGGAUUCGCUGCACCUUUUUUAAUAGUAAGACACCAACUGCUUAAGAAAUAA